Messenger RNA from Diatraea saccharalis (sugarcane borer), 826 nucleotides. NCBI's taxonomy places the organism in Eukaryota, Metazoa, Arthropoda, Insecta, Lepidoptera, Crambidae. The record is from the annotation of a GenBank genome assembly.
GUAAAUGCCAUUUGUAAUUACGUAAAUUGAUAAUAUUUUUUCGCUUAAGUUUUAAGUGUCUAAAACGUCUAUUUUAAUUUAAUGUGUUGAAAAAGUUAAAAUGCUGGUUCUCAAGGCACUGGGAGCCUCUGCUCCAAAUACGGUCUUGUCUUUUAUGAAAAAGGGUGCAUUUGCAGUUGCACCUGCCGUUGAUCAGAUUCGUCAUACUCAUCUUCCUGCUCCGAGUCCAACAGAAAAACGACCGUACUCUCCUUUUCAGGAUGCCUCGAAUAUGGCUGAAUAUGCUGUAGCACGUCUUGAUGAUUUAUUGAAUUGGGGAAGAAAAGGAUCUAUGUGGCCAAUGACAUUUGGUUUGGCAUGUUGUGCUGUAGAGAUGAUGCACUUCGCGGCACCUCGAUAUGAUAUGGACAGGUAUGGUGUAGUUUUCCGAGCUUCACCUCGCCAAUCUGAUGUCAUGAUUGUAGCUGGUACUCUAACUAAUAAAAUGGCUCCUGCUCUUCGGAAAGUAUAUGACCAAAUGCCAGAUCCCAGAUGGGUUAUAUCAAUGGGUAGCUGUGCCAAUGGUGGUGGUUAUUAUCAUUAUUCUUACUCAGUUGUAAGAGGGUGUGAUCGUAUAGUGCCCGUUGAUAUCUACGUUCCUGGAUGUCCUCCCACAGCGGAAGCCCUACUUUAUGGUGUCCUACAGCUUCAAAAGAAAGUAAAGAGGAUGAAAACCACACAAAUCUGGUAUAGAAAGUAAGCAGAUCAAUGAAUAAAGCAAUGUUAUAUAGUAGAUUAUUUUUUAUUUAUUUUAAUUCAUAUUAGAAAUAAAUGUGUGUAUAAAUCA